GUCGGGGCGUUGGCGUGAGAGGCGGAAGGAGAAAGAGGGAGCGCAAUAAUGGAGGAAGGGUGGGGGGCGCACGAGAGGGCUGGUGCUGAAAUAGCCGCCUUUUUGGAAUGAAGUCGAGAUGGAUAAACGGCAGGUUUCAUACAGGGACAGGGAAACUAAGAACGUAGGUGCUGCUAGUUUCGGGCUGUCAAGAGAGUCUUGCAGGUCCUCAUGAGAAAAUGAGUUGCGGUUGUGUUUAUCGAUAAGUGUCAUCUCCCUCAUUAUAAACUGUGCAAAAAAUGGACAGUGAGGUACAAAGAGAUGGGAGAAUUCUAGAUUUGAUUGAUGACGCAUGGAGAGAAGAUAAGUUACCAUAUGAAGAUGUGGCAAUACCCUUGAAUGAACUUCCAGAACCAGAACAAGACAAUGGUGGAGCAACGGAAUCAGUGAAAGAACAAGAAAUGAAAUGGGCUGAUCUGGCUUUGCAGUAUCUUCAUGAGAAUAUUCCUCCAAUUGGAAAUUAAUCUGUACAAAUUAGCAUAAUAACCACUUUAUUCAGAUGAAUUUCUUGUCAGAAUUGGUUUUCAGUCUUUUGCCCUGUUAGUCUUGUUUUGAGAUAACUGAUAAUUAAUUGUUUUAAUUAAACAGUUGCUUAAAAGGCACUAAAAGUUUUUUUGUAGAUCAUGAGAGAUUUUUCUACCUUUCUAAAUACGAAAGAUUUUCCUUGAAGUUUCCAGCAGAGGUCGCAGAAGUACAACAGUUUCCUUGAGUAUGAAUUGCUCUUUAAUCAACUUGAAAUAUAUUGCAAAAAUUCUAUGUUUGCAGUUUUUGAUUUCAGUAAAUUCUUAUUUGUACUAAAUAUAUUCUGUGGAAAUGUAGGCAGUUCUGCUGAUAAAAGCUUUUUCACUUCAUCUUUUUAAUGCUAUCUAGAAGAUGGAUUGAAAGUACUCAAAAUACACAUUACCACACAUAAUAAAACUUUAAUAGCUUCAACUACAGACAGAAUUAAUGGACUGAAGUAGUUAAGGGAGGGAUAUUUAACUUUUCUUCCAUCUACUGAUUUUCUAGAGCAUUUCAUUCUAAAUAUAUCAUCACACACUUCCUGAAUUUACAGAUAUAUUCAAAAGGUAUAUACUCAACUGUAAUAUUGUAAACAAGAACAAUGGUGAAAAGUUAAAGUGAGUUCAAUUAAGUAAUUUGUUGCAUGCUGCAUUUCUUAAAAGACAUUAGCUUAAUAGACAUGAUAUUAAAAAGUUUAUUCUAGAAAA
Molecule: messenger RNA, 1247 nt
Organism: Protobothrops mucrosquamatus (brown spotted pit viper)
Lineage: Eukaryota; Metazoa; Chordata; Lepidosauria; Squamata; Viperidae
Gene: ANAPC13
Product: anaphase promoting complex subunit 13
Exons: 3
Coding region: 279-503 (74 amino acids)
Biological process (GO): protein K11-linked ubiquitination
Cellular component (GO): anaphase-promoting complex
Source: RefSeq, a predicted model, not a curated record